AUGACGCCGUCCCUGGUUCACCCGCCCUCCCCGCUCUGCCGCACGUUCCGCAACAUGUGCUGGCAACCGAUCCGAACUAACACGGCCCUCGUGCCUGACGCCCGAGCCACAGAUAGCGAGUUAUCGAACCACCAGAUAGCGGAGGUGCUGCUUAGCGCAGAUGAUAUUAGCAGCAAUACAUUCCUUAUUGCAGAGAAGGACGCCGUUACGACAAGAGAGUGUUCUUGCACGAUUUUUAAAAUGUUAGCUCGCCAUAUUGUAAACGUCUGCUUGGAAACAAGUUUCGAAGUACGGGCGGUCGCAAGCAGCCGGCCGCCAGCUGCUACAGAGUCAGGUGGUGGCCUCGCGGUCACCUCACUCAAGCAGUGCCUCUAA
Leptosia nina is the source of this 375-nucleotide messenger RNA. NCBI's taxonomy places the organism in Eukaryota, Metazoa, Arthropoda, Insecta, Lepidoptera, Pieridae. The record is from the annotation of a GenBank genome assembly.